Messenger RNA from Malassezia sympodialis ATCC 42132, 2016 nucleotides. RefSeq names its product FG-GAP repeat domain-containing protein. The record is from RefSeq and is a predicted model, not a curated record. Gene Ontology annotation, cellular component: plasma membrane. NCBI's taxonomy places the organism in Eukaryota, Fungi, Basidiomycota, Malasseziomycetes, Malasseziales, Malasseziaceae.
AUGCGAGCAGCGCAGGCGGUGCUCGCGCUCGCCGCGGCCGGCGUGCUGCGGGUGUGUGCGUGGUCCUGGCUCCCACAGCGGCGCUUCAAGGAGGAAGGCUUCCUCCCCGUCGGCUCCCUCGGCCUCGAUGGCGUGCACGGCCACCUCGCCGCGUGGGGCUACUGGAACGACGACCGCUUCCUCGAUGCGUACGUCGUCGACGCGGCGCGCCAGCAGGUCAGCGUGCACGCGUGGAUGCACGCGCACUUUGCGUUCAACACGACGCCCGCGGCCGUGUACACCGUGCCGCCCGACCUGCGCAUCGCGAACGUCGUGCCCGCCGACUUUACGUACAAUGGGCGCACCGACCUGCUGGUCAUGGCGACGCCCACGACGCGCGGCGCCGCGCCCCUGACGCUCCUCCUGUGGCCGACGAACCUGGACGGCACGCCCGGCGAGCCGACGACGCUCCCCGCGUCCGAGGCGCCGCACCCCCUCGUCCUCGACGCCACGGGGCAGCAGCGGGGCGACCUGCUGGGCCACGCCACCGCGCAGGGCGGCGCCCUGCGCGUGUGGAAGAAUGCGGCGCCGAUGUCGUUCGAGCUCGGCGCGCCGGUCCUCCGCGGCGACGCGCCGGCGUGCCGCCUCGCCGAGCCACACAGCUCCGCGCACGUGGACCUGAACGGCGACUGCCUCGCCGACCUCUUUCUCGUGUGCGCGGGCGCCCAGCCCGGGCGCCUCGCGUACCAGGUGUGGGUCGCCGUGCCGAACGAGCCGCUCACGUACGAGCUCGCGCAGACGGGCGACCUGCCGCCCGGCACGGGCCCACUCUCGUUCGCGGACAUGAACCGCGACGGCACGAUCGAUGUCGUGUUUGCCGCGUGCGAGCGCGAGGGCUGCUUCCUACACAUCGCCUACAACGAGCAGAUGCCCCUCUGCUCCCGCGAGCGCCGCGGCAUGCUCACCUGGCCGAACCAGACCGCGCACGCGCUCGGCCCGUGCCGCGACGCACUGCAGCUGUGCGAGGCGGACCCUGCGUUCCGCCUGCACCUCGAUGCGGACGCGCCAGGCGCGCUGCAUGCGCGCUGGCCCGUCGCCGAGUCGACGGGCGACGCACAGCUCCUGCAGCGCGACGACGUCGGCACGCGCGCCGCGCCCGUGCCGAUCCGCAUCGGCGACUGGAACCUCGACGGAUACCCCGACCUGGCCGUGCUCACGGUGCCUGCGCGCGCGCGCCCGGGGCAGACGCGCGUGUCGCUCCUCGAGAACGUGCCGUGCCCGCGGCGCGGCGGCAGCGCGAGCUGCGCGGCCAGCGGCGCCGACGCGCGCCAGUUCGUGCGGGUGAACGGCACCGCACUCGACACACUCGAGUACGUGCGCAGCGUCUCGUUCGUCGACCUCGACGAGGACGGCACGCUCGACCUCGUGCUCCAGUCGCUCGAGCCCGCGAGCCUGCGCACGUCCGACGCGCGCACCGUCUCGUUCGUGCAGAACAACGUGUUCCACGACAGCUUCUUCCUCAAGACGCUCACGCUCAACGGCGCAUGCGGCGCGCGCUGCGAGCCGCCCGGCACGCCGCCCUUCGCGCCGUGGGGCGGCGCCCUCGGCGGCGCCUCCUACAAGUUCGCCGUGCUCGACAUGAACGGCGUGCGCCGCGCCCAGCAGGUCGGCCAGCAGCCCCAGACCGCGUACGAGGCGCUGCACCCGCCGACCGCAUUCUUCGGCCUCGGGCGCACAAACAACUACGUCGAGUCGCUCUUCGUCGGCAGCACACGCCGCCAGACGCCCGCACACCUCGUCCUCGAGGGCGUCAUCCCCAACAGCGAGGUCGUCGUCGUCCCGACCGGCCCGCCCGAGCUCUGGCGCCGCGAGCUCUUCCUUCACCCCGCCGACUGGAUCCCCCUCGUGACACUCACGCUGAGCGCCCUCCUCGCCCUCCUGGGCGCCGUCGUCGGCAUCCUCGACCUGCACGAGAAACGCGAGGACGAGCGCGAGCGCCAGCGCGCCGUGCACGCCAUCAACUUCGAUGCCCUGUAG